AGAACACUGACAACAACACAAUUCGUAGUUGUCAAUGAACACCAGCUGUUGUUUGUUUGAUUGUAGUAAAGAAACUUACGACAAACAACAUUUAGUAUUACAAUUUGUGAAAUAAAAUUAAUAAUUUCUUAAUAAUGGAUAAACCAACAAUGCGGAUAGAUUGGUUUGAUGGUACCGUAGUAGAAGAUUCCAGAUCAAUAGCAACAACGUCGCAAUUUGCUGACGAGGAAGAAGACAUAGAUGUUGCAAAAAAACCUACACAUAAACAAACAAACACAGAAAAGAAACCAAUUGGCUUCAAAAGGCUACUCGAUAUAUCAUUAUUGAAACCACCCAUUUUAACAUUAGAAGUCUCUCAUAGACCUGGUUUUUGGAAUCUUCUAGACGAGGAAGAGCUAAAGGGCGAUUUUAUAGUUUUAAUCGUAAAAAUAUUGGCUUCCAUUUACAAAUCUUUGAGAAGUGGCGAGAAUAGUAAAAUUGUUACAAUGCUCAGGACACGAUUGAGAAAUUCGAAGUUUUUAUUGAAUUUGAAAAACUACAUCACUGAUCUACCAGCUGUUCGUAUAGUAGAAAAGAGAUUGAAUACACACAUGUGGGAUGAUGCCGAGGGAUUUUUUAUUGAAAUGGUUGAAUUGUGUGAAGGAAUCCUUAAUUUUGGUGGGAACAGUGAAGAAUAUUUACAAAACAUUUUUGAGUUGUUAGAAGCUACUGAAAUUAGUGCUUUAGGAGUUAUGGAAGAGCAUUCUGAAAGGUUUAGUAAUGAACUGUUUGACAGAAUCGAAAAAAUUAAGAUAAGGUUUGCUGAAGAACUUAGUUCAAAGGGUCAGACUAUAACAAAUGAGACAAGGAUAAAUGAAGACCCGAACAGUUUCAGAAAUCUAAACAUAUUCCCGACUCAACGAGACCUACUGAGCACUGAUCAUAUUAAUUUAAAACCUAACAUAAUCAACGGAGCGUACCCAAAUGUGGAGCAUUAUCUGGAUGUUCAGUUCAAAUUGUUAAGGGAAGAUUACUUUGGACCUUUAAGAGAUGGAAUAAGUAAAUAUAUGGAAAAUCCUUCUAAAAGAAAACACGAAAAUAUCAGAAUACAUCCAAAAGUUCGUAUAAUCCGUAACUAUGUGACAAACAACAAAAUAGGGUACCUAGUCGAUAUAGCAUGGAAUGAGCGAUACAACCAAAGUACAAUCAACAACACAACACUAAAGUACACCAAGCAACUGAUGUUUGGGUCACUUUUACUGUUCACAAAUGAUAAUUUUGAAACGAUAUUGUGCGCAACUGUACUGGACUCUAGUUAUAGUUUAUUGGCUGAAGGCUAUAUUGCUGUAGCCUUUCAAAAUCCAGUAUCCAAUAAAAUAUUCUCAGAAGCAUAUUUAAUGGUUGAAAGCGAAGUAUUUUUUGAGCCUUACCAUAGAGUGCUUAAAGUUUUACAAAAUUCAAGACCUGACGAGCUUCCCAUGAAGAAAUACAUUGUGGAUGUGGACAAUGAAACUCAACCACCAAGAUAUUUGAACUCUGAUACGCGAUACGCCAUAACCGAACCAGGGUGUACUGAAGAAAUACAAUUCCCAGUCUUGCGACCAGACCUAUGGCCAGAUGAAUCAAUAGGCCUAGACGAAUCUCAGUUAAAUGCAUACAAAUUCGCUUUGACCAAAGAGUUCGCCGUCAUCCAAGGUCCUCCUGGUACCGGAAAAACGUUUUUAGGGGUCAAAAUUGCUUCAACGCUACUCAGAAAUUUAUCCCUAGAAGGCACACCGAUGUUGAUUAUUUGUUAUACAAAUCACGCCCUUGAUCAAUUCUUGGAGGGAUUGCUCUCUGUGACCCAAAGUAUAGUCAGAUUAGGAAGCCAAAGUAAAAGUAAGGUUUUGGAGCGGUAUAGCUUACACAACGCCAGGAUGGGGGUCAAAUCUAAGUAUUCAUAUUUGUAUGGGACUAAGAGGGCGGAAAUAGAAAGGGUUUUUAAAGAAAUGUGUGAAGUUCAGAGCGAGAUUGAGUUAUGCGAAAGAGAGGUGCUCUCAUAUAAAUGCAUUAGACCAUUCCUGAAGAUUGAUGGUAAGAGUUAUGAAUUGAAGAGUUCAAAAGGUGAUUCCGUAUUGGAUUGGCUGUUUGGUUGUGACAAUGGAGCUUUUGAACCGGACACAAGUGACGAUUGGGAAAAUUUAGACGAAUCUAGCACAGAUAUACUAGAAAGUGUAUUUUCAGAACAUUAUGCUUUAAAGGAAAUAGAUUCAAUGUUAAACAGCAUAAAAUAUGUUCAAGAUAUAACUGAUGAUGCAGAGGAAAGAAAGCAAAUGGUGGAUAAGUUUAAAGCACAGAUUGAUAAAGUUAAAAGUCGAUUGGAUUGUUUUAAGAAAUACCGUACUCUAUACCAGAUUUACAAUGAACCAAAAUUAACCAUAGACAAAGUUGAAGAUCUAUACUGUUUGAAAUUAGAACAAAGAUGGCAACUUUAUUACAAAACAGUUGGAUGUGUUAAAAGUAACUUACUGUCGAAAAUGAAUACGCUUUUGGAAAAGCACAAGACGUUGAAUCAGGAGUUGGAACAGGUGACGACGUUGACUGAUGCCGCCGUAAUGGAGAAGGUCCGGGUGGUGGGCGCGACCACCAGCGCGGCGGCCCGGAGACGCGACCUGCUGACCACGCUGCGCCAGUCCGUAGUGAUAAUUGAAGAAGCAGCCGAAGUCUUAGAGGCUCACAUCGUCGCUUCUCUGACCAACGACUGUCAGCACCUGAUACUGAUAGGUGACCACAAGCAACUUCGUCCUACGGCCGCUAACUAUAUCCUAGCGAAGCGAUACAACCUGGAGGUAUCUCUGUUCGAACGAAUGAUUAGGAACGGUGUACACGCUCGAGUGCUCACAGUGCAGCGCCGCAUGAGGCCGCGUGUCGCCGAGCUGCUGGUGCCGACCGUGUACCCUGCCCUAGACUCGCACCCGGACGUGUACAACUACCCGGACGUCAGGGGGAUGGCCGAUAAUCUAUACUUCUUCACCCACGAAGUCCUAGAAGAUACCGAGGGUUUGGAAGGGAGCUGGAGUCACCGAAAUACCUUUGAAGCCAGAUGGUGCGUGGUCUUGGCGAAUUAUUUACGACAAAUGAAAUAUUUGGCUCACGAAGUGACUAUACUGUCUACUUAUAUGGAACAAGUGUCAUUAAUAAAGCAGUUGAGCUUAAAGUACAAUUCGCUACGCGAUAUAAAGAUAACGGCCGUCGAUAAUUACCAAGGCGAAGAGAGCAGGAUAGUGAUAUUGUCUCUUGUGAGGAGUAACAAGGACGGCAAGAUUGGCUUCCUGAAUGCCACCAAUAGGAUCUGCGUGGCUCUAUCUAGAGCUAGAGAAGGUUUCUACAUAUUUGGCAAUAUGAAUUUAUUAAAGACUGCGAAUAAUGUGUGGAGCUCGAUCAAUGAAAAGCUGAUAAAACAAAACGCUAUCGGCAAUAAAUUAACAUUGGUGUGUAAACAUCAUGCGAAACGUUUGGAAGUGAGGACCGUGAACGAAUUUGAAAAAUACAUUUCUGGAACGUGCCCGAUGAAUUGUGGAAAGAAAUAAAAACGCCUUCAAGUCUGUUGUAACAUCAUAUGUUUAUUUUUGUGAAAUUUUACAAAUAAAUUAAUGAAAAAAUAAAUUAAUUACAAAUAAUAAAUAGUGUAACUAAAA
Molecule: messenger RNA, 3656 nt
Organism: Bombyx mori (domestic silkworm)
Lineage: Eukaryota; Metazoa; Arthropoda; Insecta; Lepidoptera; Bombycidae
Product: NFX1-type zinc finger-containing protein 1
Exons: 14
Coding region: 135-3548 (1137 amino acids)
Biological process (GO): regulatory ncRNA-mediated heterochromatin formation
Cellular component (GO): nuclear RNA-directed RNA polymerase complex
Molecular function (GO): helicase activity
Source: RefSeq, a predicted model, not a curated record